UAGGCAUGAUCGGAGAUGCAAGGGCCAAAAAGCCAUCUUUCUACAGCAACCACAAAAACUGUGCAGGGAAUCCAUUACCAUGCUCCUAUGGCAUAUUUGUUUCCAAAGCCCCUCGGCUCCACCUGGCUCUUCCUGCCUUCCCCAGAGCCUCAGGCCCCGAGGGGACGGGUUGCGAAUUUUUUCCCGUACAAACACGCAAGAGGCAGGAAGAGCAAAGUCCUACAGAGGUGUGUGUGGGAUCCCGACGGCUCCUGAGGCGCAGGGAGCCUUGCUCUACCCCGGCUUCGUCCAAAAAAGAGGACACAGGGAACACAGAGGGAGCACACCCCGUCAAACGAAACAACACCCGAGACUCGCCCCCGCCGGUGCCGCCGCCUCUCCGCUUCCGCCGCGCCGCGGGCACUGCGCAGGCCCGAGGCCGCUGCCCGCAUGGAGGAGGAGGAGGAGGAUGAGGGCGGCGGAGACCGGGCGGCCACGGCGAGCCCGGCCGCGUCCGCCCGCUUCGUGCGGUGCCUCUACGUGGUGGGAUUCCUGGAUAUAUUUGGGGUGAGCAUGGUGGUUCCUUUAAUGAAUCUUCAUAUCAAAUCUCUAGGAGCAAGUCAUACAGUUGCUGGAAUCAUAGGAUCUCUCUAUGGUAUAAUGCAGCUAUUUUCCAGCACGUUUGUGGGCUGCUGGAGUGAUAUAGUAGGAAGACGGUAUUCCCUGCUUGCUUGUAUUCUUCUAAGUGCACUGGGUUACUUCCUUCUUGGAAAUUCCACCACGGUGUUCCUGUUUGCUAUUUCUAGAGUCCCUGUAGGUAUUUUCAAACACACACUUUCCAUCUCUAAAGCCCUGCUGUCUGACCUGGUUUCAGAGAGGGAUCGCCCUUUAGUAAUGGGGCGCUUCAAUGCAGCCUCCAGUGUGGGCUUCAUUCUGGGACCUGUUGUUGGUGGCUACCUUGCAGAGUUCAAAGGUGGCUUUUACCAAACAUCCUUCGUCUGUGCCUCUAUCUUCCUUCUGAAUGGUGGUCUUGUCUGGUUGUUACCCUCGAGUGAAGAAAACUCUAGCAAUAGGGACCAUUACCAAGACAAAGAAACAAACAGUUUCUCAGCAAAAUCAAAUCAUGACCAUCACUUGAAAUCAGCAACUAGUAGAGCCGUGACAAGCAGUAGUUUUUUCCAGUCUCCAUGGAUCCAAGUUGCAACAGUGCUGAAGAAAAUUAAAGGAAUUGCAUGCUCUAAUUUGUGGGAUGUGUUUUUAGUGCGGUUCCUGAUGUCUGUUGCUAUCCUGCUGUACUAUAGUAACUUUACUCUGGCCUUGGAGGAGAGAUUUGGGGUGAAACGCUUGUUUGCUGGAUACCUACUGAGCUAUAGCAGUGCGCUUGGAGUCCUGGCUGGUUGUCUGCUCGGACCAAUAACAAGACUCUAUCGGCACAACACUUACAGGCUUUUGUUGCACUCCAGCACUGUUACCUGCACGUUGAUUCUCCUGUACGUGUCAGCACCCAGCAUAUGGAUGGUCAUUUUGUCCUCCACGUUCUUGGCCUUCUCCACUACUAUAGGCCGUACCUGUAUCAUUGAUCUGGAACUGACCAUUGGUGGGAACGAGGCCAGCGGGACUCUCCUGGGUGUUGGACAGUCGGUGACAUCAGUGGGACGUAUUAUUGCCCCACUCCUUUCUGGAAUCGCUCAGGAGUUCAGUCCUUGUGGCCCUCCAAGUCUAGCCGUGGGACUAGCAUUAUUUGCUAUUGUGAUAAUGAAUGCAAACAAACAAAAAUACUGUAGUCAUGGAAGUGUGAAGUUAAAAAAUCAGUAGUCACAACUUUGGAUUGCACAGAUGUAUCUUCACCUGCCAGGCUUGUAAAGUAAUUACAUGAUUUUUAAAGAAAGCACGUUAUGUUCUGCAGGGAUGUUAAGUGUAGACAGAUGUUAUUCUAACAGGUAACACCAGGACAUUUCUAAGAGGGGCAGAUGUUGCUGUAUUGUGCUGACUGUGAUUUUUUAAAUGGGAUUUUUAACCUUUUUCGAGGGGAAAAAAGAAUGUUGGGAAACGCACAAAUCCUGCUUGUAGUUCAUUUUUGAAACAGUGUUUAGGUUGUUUAAAAAUGGUGAAUCAAAAGUGAAUUUUUGUUAUUUAAUCAGAAGGACAAUUUGCAAUAUGUUUGGCCUUAAUUUCUUAUUUUGUGGUCUGUGUCCUUUUCUCUGUUACGACAGUAGCUUAUAUAACAGGAUAUUUGCUUAUGUGAUUUUUUGUGUAAACAGAAAACUUUCUGUGAACCAUGGUUAGGCACUUCAGGGUAAUCAUGCAACCCCUGUUGACUCCUGGUCUUUCCCAAGUAAGAGAAUUGGGUAUACACUAACUUCAUGUACUAGAAGACCUAAUCUUAGAAUAAUACAAGGCCAUUCAGACCCAAACUGAGGCUGAACUUAAGUUUUAUUGAAAUUUGAACUGGUGGCUUCUGUUUAGUUAUAACUCCUACUGAGGAACUUUGUCAUAAUUUCUUUAUUUUUAUUUCCUGUGCAAUUUUUCUACCUUUAUUUAAACAAUUUCCUUCUUAAUUUCCUUCUUAAUUCUCUCAAAUGACUAAAGGUGUGAGCAUCUAGCAGUAGUUCAUGGAUCUGGAUUAAUGCAUCCUGUCUCAUUUCAGUCAUAAGUGACAUUUCAGUAACAAGAGAAAACGGUUUUCUUCGUUUUUCAGUCCUCAUUUGUGUGCAUGGCAUGAGAAAGGUUACUCUCAGAGCUGUACAGAGUUGUAGCACUCCUGUGCUAUUUACUGUUCAAGCUCAUUACUUUCCAGUCACCAUUGUAUUUCAUAUGAAACAUGGAAAAAAUGUAUUUUGCUUGGAUAAUGUUCUCUAUGAUCUCCAUUAUAUUACUUGAUGAAAGUAAAAACUCAACUACGUAAGUGUUUGGUUAGGGGGUUUUUAUGCAAUUGAGUUCUCUCCUUGAACACAUCAGUGCAAACACUCUUUCUGCUUCAGGUCAAUCAUGGAUAAUGCUUGUAUUUUUUAUUUUCAUUUUCUUCUUUACCUUUUCCCCUGCUGCUAGCAUUCAAAUAUUUUCUGAAACCCCAUUGAUUCCAGUGGCAGCACCAUAGGAAUUAAUAUAUGCAACUCUGAAUUGUUUUAUUUAUUGACAUAAUCAGUGUCUUAUUCCUACUGUUAUUUCAUAUACAUAUACUCAUUUCCUAUUACAUAUACUCAGAGUUCCUUAUUACAGUAAUACGUGUUUCAUUUCUCCCUAGGAACUUGAGGCAUUUUCAAGUCUCUUAUCUUCUCUUGCCUUUCUUGGUAGGUGCCCAAAACAUUAUUGCUCUACAUUUCCUAUUUUGUUUCUUUCCAUCGUUUAAUUUUCUUUUUUUUUUUUCUUUACCUUUACCUCCCUUCUGUAAGUAAGAGCAUUCUGUUUUACGUCUCUAGCAAGGGGUUAAGGAAAAGAGUUGAAAAAAUUCUUCAAAAAUUCAUAUAUAUGAAUGAUUUAGUAAUGUUUCCAAUACUCGUUGAUCAUAUGACAUAACAUCUAACCUUCUAAAUUGCUGCACUGAUUUAAUUUGACUUCUGUGUACAUCUGUCCUAAUACAUAUCCUACUGAAUAUAGGUUAUAGAAGCCUCAAGUUGAGAAAUCUGUGGAAGCCUGUGGGUCUCAGGGACUCGUUGCAGCACAUUUUACAGAAGUUUUUUACUUGCAGGCCAAAAUUAUUCCUGAAGUGCCAAAGAAACAUUUCUUUUCUGUACAGGUACAGAGGAAUUGCACUGUAUUAUUUUUUUCUUUAAGGACUAGAAAUAAAAUGAAGUAACAUUCCAUAUGUA
Molecule: messenger RNA, 3788 nt
Organism: Taeniopygia guttata (zebra finch)
Lineage: Eukaryota; Metazoa; Chordata; Aves; Passeriformes; Estrildidae
Gene: SLC67A2
Product: major facilitator superfamily domain containing 9
Biological process (GO): transmembrane transport
Cellular component (GO): membrane
Molecular function (GO): transmembrane transporter activity
Source: RefSeq, a predicted model, not a curated record